Messenger RNA from Halichondria panicea, 2307 nucleotides. RefSeq lists its product as uncharacterized. Gene Ontology annotation, molecular function: protein binding. NCBI's taxonomy places the organism in Eukaryota, Metazoa, Porifera, Demospongiae, Suberitida, Halichondriidae. The record is from RefSeq and is a predicted model, not a curated record. The transcript has 12 exons. The coding region runs from base 143 to 2197 and encodes 684 amino acids.
UAACAUGGACUGUUUUUGGAUUUUGACACAAACGGCACCCCAUAUUAUACUGUACUAGCUAGCCCAAGGAGGCUACAAGGUGGAGGCUGGUGAGAACAAGGAAUUUGGAAUCUACUUUGCCUGGCCCUAUGUUAGAUCUGCAAUGAGAGCAAAGAUCGUUGUUACCUGCUUAAUACUGUUGGGGACUUUGCUUAUUAAGUCAAGUGAUGGAGCCACUGACAUCUUAGUCCCCCCCACUCUUCCCAAUGGAAGACUGUGUUUCUGCCCUGGUGAUAUGGAGACCUACACUUGUACUGUGGUCGGUGGAGUUGUUACGGUGUGGUCAGGAACUGCCUUUGAUUGUCCUCCAGCCAACAGUGUGAUAUUACUCCAUGGUCAGUACUCUGGAGGGACUGCUGCUGCAACUUGUACAAGUGGGGCUAUUAGCGGUAAUGGUACUUUAGUGGACACUAGUGGAGUAGAACCUUGCUAUACAUCAGAACUGUUAGUUACUAUCAGUGCCAACAUGGAUGGACAAACUGUAAUGUGUUCAAGAGAUGAUACUACUCUGAUUGGCAGUGAUACCUUGCGAGUAGCAGGUCCACCCCCACCACCCACUAACGUGAUGGUGACAGCUGGUGGUGUGUUCACAUUCACCGUAUCUUGGGUGGAGUCAACCAGCUGUGGAACCUCCUUCUCAUAUGAUGUCGUCUCAGAUUGUGGAGGCUCUUGUUCAGUCAGUUCCAGCACUUCAAGAGUUUGUUCUGGUUGGACUGUUCCACAGAACUGCUCUGUUAGGGUCAGGGCCAACUAUGACUUGUGUGGUGGUCAGACUGGAAGCUUCAGCACUCCUGUAAUGCUAAACUUAACAGAACCAUCUCCCCCUGCUGCUGGUGAUGUCAGUGUGCUGGCAGUGUAUUCUGGUGACCGCCUCGACUCUAUCACUGUCACCUUCCCAACAGUGAGUCCUGUCGAGGUUGCUCCUGGCUUGUCUCCUGCAGUUACUUACUCUGUACGAACCGUCGGUGAUCCACAAGUUGUUCUCACAGGCAACUGCAAUGCUACCCUGUGUCAGUACCAGACGGAGUUCACUAGUGAUAAUCGUCCCAGCAAUGAUUUCACUGUGACUGUUACCGUGUCCAAUGGAAUUGGAGGUGGUCAAUCAGUGAAUACAUCCUUCCAAGCGCCAGCCAGUAUCUCUUCAUUUGUGACUCUAACAGUUCUUGUAGUAGGUUCGAGUGCCACUGUGUCCGCUCGUCUGACCAGUGGUUUCCGAGGCUUGACCGGUUUGACAGUGAUCUACGGAAUAACACCUAACUGUGAUGCUAACACUCUGAUAUCAGCUAAUAACGGCAUGGCUGGGGAUACUCUGGAUGUUGUCCUGACAUCUCUACAACCUAAUUUCACUUAUUGUUAUUCCGUUUACUUCAACCAAGGAGUACUAUCAUUUAACGUGAUGGGAAUCUUACGCUCAGAAUGUGAUGUAGCUGAUCUGUCAAGUCACAGUGUGUUACAAUCCUCAGAGGUGUGUUUAUUGGAUGGUUUUGUUGGUGGUAUCACGAUCCCUAAUGGACGUUUGUGCUACAAUGAGACAGUCCCUGGAUCCCAACACUUCACCAUACCCUUCUGUAUGGAUGGCAGUCAUCGACUUUCAAUGGACUCCUCUCCAUACAGAGAGUGUUUGAGCAAUGGUGAAUGGAGUGGAACUGUUGCUCGGUGUGAAGCUAUACCACUUCCAAGUUGGGUUAUAGCUGUCAGUAUAAGUGCGGUUUUCCUCUCCAUUACUAUUGGAAUCAUUGUGGGAAUAUUGCUCACUCGUUUUUGUAGGAUAUGCGUAAAAGGAAUUCAACAAGGAAAGUGUGGCACUCUACUGUUGGUCAUUCUUCUUAUAAUCGUGUUUGGCCUUGGAAUUGGUAUUCUCGUAGGCUACUGCUGUGUGAAGAACAAGAAAGAAACUCAGAAGAAAAAGUAUGAAGGAUCAGUCAAAGAUGAAGAUCCAAAGGGGAGGUCUGAGAAAUUAACUGGGACUGAAAUGAGUUCACCGCCACAUGUGAUAUACGAAGAGAUAUUAGACCCCCUGGCUCAAGAAAACAUUGCGUACAGCCAUGUUCAACAAUUACAGGCUCCACUUGAACGGAGAGGACCAGUAUACGAGGACAUUAAACCAGACCCCCACACUCAAGGGAACCUCGCUUAUGGACAUGUGCAGUUUCAUUAGCUCCAAGCGACAUACAAUGAAUUAUGAUAUUUAGCUAGCGUAAAAUUAGUGUCAGUUUUUUUAUCCUCCCUGUUAUUCAUGCACUAUAUAUUAUUAUCACUACAAGCUAG